Pantherophis guttatus is the source of this 4467-nucleotide messenger RNA. Lineage: Eukaryota; Metazoa; Chordata; Lepidosauria; Squamata; Colubridae. The record is from RefSeq and is a predicted model, not a curated record.
AGGCUGUCCUCAUAAAGCCUCUGCUGCAUCUUGGCUCGUGGCGCUGCAGCAUCCCUGCAACACGGACCUCACCAUGCUCUCCACCUGCCCUUGGUGGCAGGCCUGCACACUCCCCCGGAUGGAGGCCCGUGGCUGCCCUUCUGCCCCCACUGAACCCCAACGCGGGCCGAGCAGGGAAGAGGGGAGCAAGGGCCACUAUCGGUAUCACUGGCAGAGCCACAAUGUCAAGCACAGCGGCGUGGAUGAUAUGGUCCUCCUCUCCAAGAUCUCAGAAGACUCCAUUGUGGAGAACCUCAAGAAGCGAUACCUGGAUGACUUUAUUUUUACAUACAUUGGAUCCGUCCUCAUCUCCGUCAAUCCAUUCAAGCAGAUGCCAUACUUUGGAGAGAGAGAAAUUGAAAUGUACCAGGGAGCCGCGCAGUAUGAAAAUCCACCCCACAUCUACGCUCUGGCAGACCACAUGUAUCGAAAUAUGAUAAUUGACCGAGAGAACCAGUGUGUGAUCAUCAGUGGAGAAAGUGGUGCUGGGAAGACUGUGGGAGCCAAGUACAUCAUGAGCUACAUCUCCAAGAUAUCCGGAGGCGGCCCCAAAGUGCAGCAUGUGAAGGAUAUCAUUCUGCAGUCCAACCCUCUUCUGGAGGCCUUUGGGAAUGCCAAGACAGUUCGCAACAACAACUCCAGCAGAUUUGGGAAAUACUUUGAAAUCCAGUUUAGUCCAGGUGGGGAGCCAGACGGAGGCAAGAUCUCCAACUUCCUGCUGGAGAAAUCCCGAGUGGUCAUGAGGAAUCCCGGGGAGAGGAGCUUCCACAUUUUUUACCAGCUGAUUGAAGGCGCUUCCAAUGAGCAAAAGACAAGCCUGGGCAUCACCAACAUGGACUACUAUCACUACUUGAGCCUCUCAGGAUCCUACCAAGUGGAAGACAUCAGUGACAAAUCUGAUUUCCAGGAAACUCUGCACGCCAUGAAGGUCAUCGGCAUCUCUGCCCAGGAGCAGGCGCUGGUCAUCCAGAUUGUGGCCGGAGUGCUCCACCUCGGCAACCUCAGCUUCAAAGAGGUCGGCAACUAUGCCGCAGUGGAGAGUGAAGAGUUUUUGGCCUUCCCAGCAUUCCUCCUGGGAAUUGACCAGGGCCGGCUUAAGGAGAAACUGACCAGCAGGCAGAUGGACAGCAAGUGGGGUGGCCAAUCAGAAUCCAUCCACGUGACCCUCAACGUAGAGCAAGCGUGUUACACCAGGGACGCCUUGGCCAAAGCGCUUCAUGCUAGGGUCUUCGACUACUUGGUGGACUCCAUCAACAAGGCGAUGGAAAAAGAUAAUCAGGAGUAUAAUAUUGGUGUCCUGGACAUCUACGGCUUUGAAAUAUUUCAGAAAAAUGGUUUUGAGCAGUUCUGCAUCAAUUUUGUCAACGAAAAACUGCAGCAGAUUUUUAUCGAGCUCACCCUGAAGGCAGAGCAGGAGGAAUACGUUCAGGAAGGAAUACGUUGGACUCCCAUAGAUUACUUCAACAACAAAGUAGUUUGUGACCUCAUAGAGAACAAAGUGAAUCCACCUGGCAUCAUGAGCAUCCUGGACGACGUCUGUGCCACGAUGCACGCGGUGGGUGAAGGAGCAGACCAAACUUUGCUGCAGAAGCUGCAGAUGCAGAUUGGGACUCACGAGCAUUUCAACAGCUGGAAUCAGGGCUUCAUCAUUCACCACUAUGCGGGAAAGGUUUCUUACGACAUGGACGGAUUCUGUGAGAGGAACCGAGACGUUCUCUUCAUGGACUUGAUUGAGCUCAUGCAAAGCAGCGAAUUGUACGUAAGACCUUUUAUAAAGGCUCUGUUUCCAGAGAAUCCCCAAGCCGAAAAGAAAGGCCGACCCACCACUGCCGGCAGCAAAAUCAAGAAACAGGCCAAUGACCUGGUGGGCACCCUGAUGAAAUGCACCCCCCAUUACAUCCGCUGCAUCAAGCCCAACGAAACCAAAAAGCCUCACGACUGGGAGGAGAGCAGGGUGAAGCACCAGGUGGAGUACCUCGGCCUCAGGGAAAACAUCCGAGUUCGCCGAGCAGGUUAUGCCUACAGACGCGCCUUCCAAAAAUUUCUGCAGAGGUAUGCCAUCCUGACCCCCGAGACCUGGCCUCUCUGGAAGGGGGAUGAAAGGCAGGGAGUUCUGCACCUUCUCCGGUCUGUCAACAUGGAUCCUGACCAAUACCAGCUUGGCAGAACGAAGAUCUUCAUCAAAGCACCAGAGUCCUUGUUUCUGCUGGAGGAAAUGAGGGAGCGGAAGUACGAUGGCCACGCGAGGGCCAUCCAGAAGGCCUGGAGGAAACACAUUGCCAGGAAGAAAUACGUACAAAUGAGAGAAGAAGCCUCCGACCUGCUGCUGAACAAGAAGGAGAGAAGGCGGAACAGCAUCAACAGGAACUUUGUGGGCGACUACAUUGGCAUGGACGACCAUCCGGAGCUACGCCAAUUCGUGGGCAAGCGGGAAAAGAUUGAUUUUGCCGACACUGUCACCAAGUACGACCGGCGGUUUAAGGGCAUCAAGCGAGACCUCAUCCUCUCCCCCAAGUGCCUGUAUCUGAUUGGGCGUGAAAAGGUGAAGCAGGGAGCAGAGAAAGGCCUCGUGAAGGAGGUUCUCAAGCGCCGGAUCGAAGUGGAGCGGAUCCUCUCGGUGUCACUGAGCACCCUGCAGGACGACCUGUUUGUCCUACACGAGCAAGAGUACGACAGCCUCCUGGAGUCCGUCUUCAAGACCGAGUUUUUGAGCCUCUUGUCAAAGCGCUACGAGGAGAAAACGCAGAGGCGGCUCCCCCUGAAGUUCAGCAACACACUGGAGGUGAAGCUGAAGAAGGAGACCUGGGGGCCAUGGAAGGCUGGUGGCUCUCGCCAAGUGCAGUUCAGCCAAGGUCAGGGAGACGUGGCCAUUCUCCGGCCAAGCAAUAAAGUGCUGCAGGUCAGCAUCGGGCCUGGACUCCCAAAGAACGCCCGACCCACCAAAAGGGACGUGAGCCAGCCCAGAGGGCUUCCAAUCAAAACACGUGGCCAGAACUAUCCAAUGAGGGCAGCUCCUCCACCCCCCGGGAAGGUCUCCGAAGAUCUACCGAAUGGGGUGAUCAAGCUCCAGCAGCAGCCCCUGCAUCCUUCGGGGCCAGCAGGCCAACGGGCUAGUCAGAAGAGCCUGUACACCUCAAUGGCGCGCCCACCACUGCCGCGAGUCUUGGGGGGACCAGGAAAGGUAUCCCAACAACCCAGCAGCUUGGAUUUCCUCAAAGUGCCCGAGCAAGGGGCCGCCGGUGCUUGCAGGCAGACGACAAGCCGUCCCCCACCUGCCGGGGGCAGACCCAAGCCCCGGCCCCAGCCCCAGCCCAAGCCACAGGUACCCCAGUGCAGGGCACUGUACGCCUACGAUGCCCAAGACACCGAUGAGCUCAGCUUCAACGCCAACGACAUCAUCGACCUCCUCCGAGAAGACCCCUCAGGCUGGUGGACAGGGCGAUUAAGAGGGAAACAAGGACUUUUUCCGAAUAAUUAUGUGAGCAAGAUGUAACUCUGACCCUAAGAAACCCCUGAUCGGCUCCAGGCUCCCUGAGAAGAUGCUUUCCAACCCCUUGAGUGAGCCGCUCUAGGCAAACCCUGUAAGAGGCGUCUUCGGUUCCGCCAUGAGGUUAAAAAGAGGAUAAGUCUGUUUUAUGAGAAGCCAAAGCCCUCAAAGCCAAGGAUUUAUUUAUUUUAUUUAACUCUUUUCUUGUGAAGAGGAAUGUGUUCAAAUUACAUUCCAUUAUUUUUUAAAAAACCCAGUUCUGGAAAUCAUCAGGUGCUCUGUGACGGAUUUAGAAUUACAACGGAGGGUGGGUUUUUUUCUUUCAUUUUUCAAGUGCCUUUAGUUGCUCUGCUGUUUCUUCCAGAUUAUCUAACAAAGCAAUGAAACUCUAUGCACAUUUCCUCAUGGGCAGCUUUACAGGGGAAACAGAUUCUGCUGCUAGUUCUCUGUGGAACCUCUCUUUCCCCAAGAGUCCAGGUCUCUCUGUAUACAUCUACACACUCCCCCCACCCCCACCCCCCACGGUCUUGUCUAGGUAUGCUCGUGACUCCAGAAAGGCAGCAGGACCAAAGGAAAACAGUAUUCUAUGCUGCAAAUACUUCACCGUGCUCAGUUAAUGUGGCUGGCCCACACUGACUCUUGUUAUUACUGUAUCUGUGCAUUAUACACACACCCCUUUUGUCUCCGAGGAAGCUGUAAACUCUUUGUCAGUGGUUUCAUCUGGUGCACAUUUAAAAGAAAUAAGUCAGAGGCAAAGCUGCACCGAUGUGCACCAUAACUCAGUGGCUUGGGAUAUCAUUUGGAGCCCAGGUACUUCAUCAUAGGAACACGUCAUGAUGGUUAGCAAUAUGAGAAGUUUCCAAAGCUGGUCUGUGCUCCUGUUGGCCUUCUGCAUGUUGUUUUAAUUGCUCUCCUCCCAUCAAUAAAAACAGAGACUACAA